CCUUGAAAAAGCCUUACUUAAAUUGGAUUGAACUGCCUCAGUGAGAAUGUAUCUUACCAGGAUGAUGCAUAUCAACCUAUUAGGCCUAUCAAUAUCCGCUCAAAUUUCGUGUGGUAUGGUUAAGUCUUGGCCAGGUCAGAAGUGCGACGGAUCUAGUGACAUGGUUGAUUUGGAUCUGGAGUCACUGAGAAGUGACUGGAAUGAAAGUGGUUAUGGCAGCAGCAGUUUGGGACAACCAUCAAGGAUGGGAAGAUCAAAAGAGAUUCCUAAUUGUGGCUUGGAGGCUGAACCAGAUACAGGACUGUCCCUUCUUACACUCCAUCACAAGGACUUGCUUUCAACUGGACGUGAUGUGGAUAUCCCUGGAAUUGAAAAUGGAGGAUUGGAAAAUCUGAAGAAAUGUGCCUCCAAAACACUUUCUAGUAUGAGAAGUUUGAGGGCUGAAUUUUCCAACCUGAAAGAUACGGAAAGUGAAAGGAGAAAAAUAGGACAUCAUAUGGAUGAGGUUGAGAGAGCGGUAAGAAACCUGUUCCACAGAAGGAUUAUAGAGCUCCAGGACAAGCCGUACCUGUUUUUGGGCCAUAGCAAUGAGCCCAUUGCCGAUGAUAAUUACCAAGAAAUCUUCAAGAUGGCAGGAAAGGAGUGGCUCAAAACUGCUGCAAAUUUGAAAGCAUUCUCACAACUACUGGACAUUAAAGACCAUCCCAAAAGAAGAGUGAUGUUCAAAAAGUGGUGUGAUAUCAUGAUGAAGUUCUUUGUGGAUUUGAAAAAACACAAGGUUAUUCAUGCAGAGAAUCUCGCAGAGUUCCUCAACAAGGAUGACCAGGGAAAGUUCAUAGGUUUUUAUAUCUAUGAAAGGAGCUUUCCUGAGCAUCAUCUGCAUGCUGCAUAUCUCACCUUCAACAUCAGAUUGAGCUUGCAGGAGGGGUCGCCCUUGAUGAAUGCACAAUAUGUCUCAAACUCCAGUAUGCUCAAGAGCAGGGAAUCAACCAAAACAUCUACUUCAUUGAGAUUAAGGGACACUUUCAUGAGCUCGAUCCACAAAUCAAUACUCCAGAAUCACUGCAACCAAAGAUCAAGCCUUUCUUUGAAUUAUUAG
Messenger RNA from Puccinia graminis f. sp. tritici CRL 75-36-700-3, 1099 nucleotides. RefSeq lists its product as uncharacterized. The record is from RefSeq and is a predicted model, not a curated record. Lineage: Eukaryota; Fungi; Basidiomycota; Pucciniomycetes; Pucciniales; Pucciniaceae. The coding region runs from base 47 to 1099 and encodes 350 amino acids. The transcript is spliced from 6 exons.